Messenger RNA from Macadamia integrifolia, 750 nucleotides. RefSeq lists its product as uncharacterized. The coding region runs from base 1 to 696 and encodes 231 amino acids. NCBI's taxonomy places the organism in Eukaryota, Viridiplantae, Streptophyta, Magnoliopsida, Proteales, Proteaceae. The transcript has 2 exons. The record is from RefSeq and is a predicted model, not a curated record.
AUGGAGAUACAAAUCCUUGAUUUCUCUCUGGUUCCCUUAGGCCUUGGUUUACUGCUAGCUUACCACAUAUGGCUUCUCCAUCGGAUCAUAACUCAUCCGGCGAGCACGGUCAUCGGUAUCAAUGGCAUCGGCAGACGCUUAUGGGUCCAAACCAUGAUGGAGGACAUGUCCAAGAAUGGAAUCCUUGCCGUGCAGACGCUAAGAAACAAUAUAAUGGCAUCGACCGUUUUGGCAUCCACAUCGAUCACGCUCAGUUCCGUCGUGGCCAUUAUCAUGGCCAACUGGAAAGCUAGGCCAUCAGAAACUUUUCUUGGAGCCCAGACAGAGCUAGGGUUUUGGAUCAAGUUCUUCUCCAUUUUGGUCUGCUUUCUUUUAGCUUUCUUGUUCAAUAUACUGUCCAUAAGAUAUUACAGCCAUGCAAGUAUAUUGAUCAAUGUUCCUGUGAAGAAGAUGAUGAGUCCACAUUUGACGGCAGAGUAUGUGGAGAAGACUGUGAACCGUGGGAGUUGUUUCUGGUCACUUGGCUUGCGGGCAUUUUACUUCUCUUUCCCACUGUUUUUAUGGCUAUUUGGUCCUAUACCUUCCUUUUUGUGUUGCGUUGUGCUGGUUUCUACGCUUUAUUUUCUGGACGUAACUAUUGACUUUGGAGAGAUUUUGGGAGUUGUUGAUGACAACGACGAGGAAGCAGGAAGAUAGAUGUGGGUAUUUCUUUUUUCUCCCCAAUUCUAGAAGUACUUUCUUUUGUUUUUG